GAUUUUUUUAGUAAUAAUUAUUCGUUCAUCUUUAUCAAUUUUAAACACAAAUAAAAAAGAUCGAUCUUUUGAACUGAUAAUUAUAAGAAGUUUAGUAUCUCUUUGCCAUAUAUUGCAUUUAUCGUGAAAAAUCGAUAUUUUUGGUGAUAAGAGAACGGUAAAUAUAAAUAGGAUCUUUUAGAUUUUUCGAAUCAGUAUUCCUUUGUGUUUCAAAUUACUCACAGUUUUCUUUAGUUUGCUUAUUCGUAGCUAAAGAUUCACAAAAAAUGGGCUCCUUAUUUCGUAGCGAGGAAAUGACAUUGUGUCAGCUUUUUCUUCAAAGUGAAGCUGCAUAUGCAUGCGUUAGUGAACUUGGUGAACUUGGACUUGUUCAGUUUAGGGACCUAAAUCCUGACAUCAACGCUUUCCAAAGGAAGUUUGUAAAUGAAGUUCGACGAUGCGAUGAAAUGGAAAGAAAAUUGCGCUAUCUCGAGAAAGAAAUAAAAAAAGAUGGCAUCCCAAUGCUAGAUACUGGUGAAAAUCCAGAAGCUCCGCAACCACGAGAGAUGAUAGAUCUAGAAGCUACAUUCGAAAAGUUGGAGAAUGAGUUAAGAGAAGUAAACCAAAAUGCAGAAGCUUUGAAAAGGAACUAUUUAGAAUUGACUGAGCUUAAGCAUAUUCUUAGAAAGACUCAAGUUUUCUUCGACGAGAUGGCUGAUUCUCAUCGAGAAGAGGAGCAAUUAAAUUUAUUAGAAGAUGGGCCACGCGGACAACAACAGCAAAAUUUAAAACUUGGCUUUGUUGCUGGUGUUAUCUUGCGUGAGAGGUUGCCAGCCUUUGAACGAAUGCUAUGGCGAGCUUGUCGUGGAAAUGUAUUUUUACGUCAAGCAAUGAUCGAAGCUCCUUUAGAAGACCCGUCUAAUGGUGAUAACGUGUACAAAUCUGUGUUCAUCAUUUUCUUCCAAGGAGAUCAAUUAAAAACACGUGUUAAAAAGAUUUGUGAAGGUUUUCGUGCAACUUUAUAUCCUUGCCCAGAAGCACCCUCAGAUCGUAGAGAAAUGGCAAUGGGUGUAAUGACAAGAAUUGAAGAUCUAAACACUGUUUUGGGUCAGACUCAGGAUCAUCGUCAUCGUGUUUUGGUUGCAGCAGCCAAGAAUUUGAAAAACUGGUUCAUCAAAGUUCGAAAGAUAAAGGCAAUUUAUCAUACAUUGAAUUUGUUUAAUCUUGACGUGACACAAAAAUGCUUGAUUGCUGAAUGCUGGGUUCCGAUACUGGACAUGGAAACAAUUCAAAUGGCUUUGCGUAGAGGAACAGAGCGCUCAGGAAGUUCUGUCCCACCAAUUUUGAAUCGCAUGGAAACAUAUGAAGAUCCACCGACAUAUAAUCGCACAAAUAAAUUUACUAAUGCAUUUCAAAUGUUAAUAAACGCUUACGGAGUUGCUUCAUAUCGUGAAAUGAAUCCAGCACCAUAUACAAUUAUAACGUUUCCGUUCUUAUUUGCUGUCAUGUUUGGUGAUCUUGGACAUGGAGCAAUCAUGGCACUUUUUGGCUUAUGGAUGGUGUUAAAGGAAAAACCAUUAGCAGCAAAAAAAUCUGAUAACGAAAUUUGGAACAUCUUUUUCGGUGGACGUUACAUCAUAUUAUUGAUGGGAUUAUUUUCAAUGUACACCGGUUUUAUUUAUAACGAUAUUUUUUCAAAAUCACUUAACGUCUUUGGUUCUGGAUGGAAAAUUAACUACGAUGCUUCAACAAUCAUGGAUAGCAAAGCAUUACAAUUAGAUCCAGCUCAUGAUUUUGGUCGAACAUAUCCUAUUGGAAUGGAUCCAGUUUGGCAAGUUGCACCCAUGAAUAAAAUCAUAUUCCAAAAUGCUUACAAGAUGAAAAUCUCCAUUAUUUUUGGCGUUAUACAUAUGAUUUUUGGUGUCGUUGUUGGACUGUUUAAUCAUCGCUAUUUCAAGAAUACAAUGAACAUAUACACCGAAUUCAUUCCUCAAAUGAUUUUCCUAAUCUUUCUCUUUUUCUACAUGACAACACUGAUGUUUAUCAAAUGGACUAAAUACUCUGCUAGCAAUCCUGAUCCUCAUUCAGCUCAUUGUGCUCCGUCUAUUUUAAUUACAUUUAUCAACAUGGUUUUGUUUAAAAAGUCAACUGUUUUAACAGAAGCAUGUGAAACUCCAUUUAUGUUUGCAGGGCAAGAAUUUCUUCAAAAAGUAUUAGUUCUGUCUGCCUUUAUCUGUAUUCCAUGGAUGCUUUUCGCAAAGCCUUUUAUUAUAAUGCAAGAACGGAAGAAGCAACAACAUCAGCCUAUUUUGCCAUUUAACGGUGAAGGACAAGAUGUAGAAAAUAGUGGGGCACAAUCAGUUCCACCUGCUGAUCAAUCGCAAACUGGAGGUCAUGGAAAUGAAGAAAUGAGUGAAAUCUUUAUUCAUCAAGGAAUUCAUACUAUCGAAUAUGUAUUGGGAUCUGUGAGUCAUACUGCGUCAUAUUUGCGUCUAUGGGCACUUUCAUUGGCUCAUGCUCAACUUGCUGAAGUUUUAUGGAAUAUGGUUUUACAAAAUGGAUUAAAAACAGGAGGUGCUAUUGGCGGAGUAGCAGUUUGGGCUAUUUUUGCUUUUUGGGCUGUUUUAACCGUUGGCAUCUUGGUUUUGAUGGAAGGAUUGUCAGCAUUUUUGCACACUCUCCGUCUUCAUUGGGUCGAGUUUCAGUCAAAAUUCUAUUCUGGUCUCGGCUAUGCAUUUCAACCUUUUGCAUUUGAGUCUAUUUUAGAAGGUGGUGGUUCCUCAGAAGACUAAAUUUUUUCCGAAUAAAAAUUUCUUUAUCCACAAAUUAUAUAACAUUGAGUUUUCAUAAUCAAUAUGUAAUCUAAAAAAUAAUUUCAUUGUGUCUAUAUAUCAAUUUCAAUGAGAAUACUUAUUCAAAUCAAUUUAAAUUAACCAUUGCCUCGAAUUAGACGAAACAAUAAAUACGAUUAAAAAAAUCAA
Molecule: messenger RNA, 2960 nt
Organism: Chironomus riparius
Lineage: Eukaryota; Metazoa; Arthropoda; Insecta; Diptera; Chironomidae
Source: the annotation of a GenBank genome assembly